Molecule: messenger RNA, 915 nt
Organism: Aspergillus terreus NIH2624
Lineage: Eukaryota; Fungi; Ascomycota; Eurotiomycetes; Eurotiales; Aspergillaceae
Product: pyrroline-5-carboxylate reductase
Exons: 2
Coding region: 1-915 (304 amino acids)
Biological process (GO): L-proline biosynthetic process
Molecular function (GO): pyrroline-5-carboxylate reductase activity
Source: RefSeq, a predicted model, not a curated record
AUGACUCUUCUCCUUCAUCCACCUCCAUACAAACUACAACCACACACCUACACAACAAUGGCGCCCUCAAUUGCUUUCAUCGGCUGCGGAAACAUGGGCUCCGCCAUCCUGGGCGGCCUGCUCUCCGCAACCCGCACCUCCGAGAGCACCUCUAAAUUCUCCAAAUUCAUCAUCAAUACCAAAUCCGCCAGCUCAGCCGAGCGUCUACGCGCAGAGUACAAGGCCGACGCCGCGCGUCUCGACAUCCGCCACGGCCAGAACGUCUCCGCCAUGCAAGACGCCGACGUCGUCCUGCUCGCCUGCAAGCCGUUCCUGGUCGCGGGGAUCCUCCGCGAGCCGGGCGUGCGGUCCGCCCUGGCAGGCAAGUUCGUCAUUAGCAUUCUGGCGGGGAUGAGUCCGGCAGAGAUUGCAGCGUGUAUCGACCACGCCUCGCCCACUGCUGAUGCAGGCAGCGAUGCUCGGAACAUCGUCCGCGCCAUGCCCAACGUCGCCGCCCGCCUGCGCCAGUCCAUGACCAUCAUCGAGGCCGACCCGGCCCUAUCCGCCGAGCGCGCCGCCCUGCUGACCUGGAUGUUUGAGCAGGUCGGGCACGUCAAGUACGUUGCGGCGGAGCAGUUCGACGCGGCGGGCAUGCUGGUCGGCGCGUCGAUGGCCAUGUUUACGGUGCCGCUGGAUGGGCUGCUGGAUGGGUGUGUGGUGGAGGGCAUCCGGCGGCCGGAGGCGCAGGAGAUGGCGGCGCAGGUGCUACAGGGGAUGGCGGCGUUGCUGAAGGAUGGUGCGCAUCCGGCGGUGCUGAGGGAGAGUAUUGCGUCACCACGGGGGUGUACGAUCCAGGGACUGAUGACGGUGGAGAGGAGGGGGGUGAGGGCUGCGUUUGCGGAUGGGAUGAUUGAUGGGACGGACCAUUUGAAGUGA